This is a messenger RNA of Pogona vitticeps (central bearded dragon), 2030 nucleotides long. The record is from RefSeq and is a predicted model, not a curated record. NCBI's taxonomy places the organism in Eukaryota, Metazoa, Chordata, Lepidosauria, Squamata, Agamidae.
AGAUGCCACCGGAGCUUUCCUGGCUUGAUCAGCAUCCUGCAGUUCCCCCGGCGCCCAGGCGGCGCCGCUGCUGAGCAGCCGCCUUUUGUGGUCCUGAUGCUGCGCUCGCCGGGCUUCUCCUCCUCCUCCUCCUCCUCUUCCAGCAUCACCCGCCGCCGCCGUUGCCGCCCGCCGCCUUCGCAUCAGCCUCCCAGCCUCCGCCUGCAUCCCUCGCCCAGCAUCCCGCCGGGGCUCGGGGGAUGGCCAAACUGCCGGCCAGCGCGUCCCGGCGGCCAGCUCAGCCUUCGCCCCAGCCUCAGCCCCAGCCGCCCCGCGCCUCCCCUAUGAGCGAAUCCGAGGGGAUGAAGGAUCUGGACGCGAUCAAGCUCUUUGUGGGCCAGAUCCCCCGCAACCUGGAGGAGAAGGACCUCAAGCCCCUCUUCGAGCAGUUCGGCCAGAUCUACGAACUCACCGUCCUCAAGGACCGCUACACAGGCAUGCAUAAGGGGUGCGCGUUCCUGACCUACUGCGCCCGGGAUUCGGCCAUCAAAGCUCAGACGGCCCUCCAUGAACAGAAGACGCUUCCCGGGAUGGCCCGGCCGAUCCAAGUGAAGCCCGCGGACAGCGAAAGCCGUGGAGGUAGAGACCGGAAGCUGUUUGUUGGCAUGUUGAGCAAGCAGCAGUCGGAGGAAGACAUUGUCCAUCUCUUUGAACCAUUUGGGGUCAUCGAUGAAUGCACGGUGUUGAGGGGGCCGGACGGAAACAGCAAAGGCUGUGCUUUUGUUAAAUUCUCCUCUCACACAGAGGCUCAAGCCGCGAUCCAUGCCCUCCACGGGAGUCAAUCAAUGCCUGGCGCCUCCUCCAGCCUGGUGGUCAAGUUUGCCGACACGGACAAGGAGCGGACCUUACGGCGCCUGCAACAGAUGGUGGGCCAGCUGGGCAUCCUCACCCCAUCCUUGGCCUUGCCCUUCGGCCCCUACAGCGCCUACGCUCAGGCGCUAAUGCAACAGCAGACUGUCCUUUCGGCAUCUCACAGCAACUUUGUCAGCCCCGGCCUCACCUUCUCCCCGUGUCACAUCCAGCAGAUUGGAACAGUGAGCCUCAAUGGCCUGCCGCCCCCUCCUAUCACGCAAACGUCAGGGUUACCUUCGCCUUCUCUCCUGGGCACGACCACCGUCCCCGGGCUGGUGGCCCCCAUCGCCAACAGCUUUACUGGCGUGGUGCCUAUCCCCAGCAGCCACCCGACGCUGGAGGCAGUUUACGCCAACGGGCUGAUGCCCUGCACAGCCCAGAAUCCGUCUGUUGCCGAGACUCUGCACCCAGCCUUCGCCGGAGUUCACCAAUAUGCAGCUGUUUACCCGGCCACCGCCAUCACCCCAGUAGCUCAGGCGAUCCCGCAGCCGCUCCCAAUAAUCCAGCAGCAGCAGCAGCAGCAACGAGAAGGCCCAGAAGGAUGCAACCUCUUCAUCUACCACCUCCCUCAAGAGUUCGGCGACAACGAACUGAUGCAAAUGUUCCUGCCUUUCGGAAAUAUCAUCUCCUCCAAAGUCUUCAUGGACCGGGCCACAAACCAGAGCAAAUGUUUUGGUUUUGUGAGUUUCGACAAUCCCUCCAGCGCCCAAACAGCUAUCCAGGCCAUGAACGGGUUCCAGAUCGGUAUGAAAAGGUUGAAGGUGCAGCUGAAGCGCCCAAAGGAUGCUGGCCACCCUUACUGACAGGGAAAGCCAACCUUCCUCCUUCCGAUGUCAUUUCUUCCCUUUCGGUUUCGGAUGGGAAAAAAGAGAGAGAGAGAGAGACUUCAUGAACAACAUCUCAAGCUUCCUUCAUCAGAUCAGGAACACGCCAAGAACACUCAACCGACAGCAGUCCGCGUCGCCGCCAAUUUUUGGAAAUGGAUGCUCGGGUUUUGGGUUAGGAAAAACCACUUUCAGCCCUACAGACAGAUCUCCAUUCCAGGUUUGCUCGGUGGGCUUAUCAAACAACUUCCUCACACUGGGCGAACCAUUUUUGGCCACCUUGGAGUGCCAGCAUCGUAAUUUAAGACACAUGUA